AUGCGCGAAAUCGUUCAUAUACAGGCAGGUCAGUGCGGCAACCAAAUUGGCGCUAAGUUUUGGGAAGUAAUAUCAGACGAACACGGCAUUGAUCCAACUGGGACGUACCAUGGGGACUCGGAUCUUCAGCUAGAACGCAUAAAUGUGUAUUACAAUGAAGCAACCGGUGGAAAGUAUGUGCCUCGUGCUGUUCUGGUCGACCUAGAACCUGGGACUAUGGAUAGUGUGCGUGCUGGUCCAUUUGGUCAGUUAUUCCGACCAGAUAACUUUGUUUUCGGACAAAGUGGGGCUGGAAAUAAUUGGGCGAAAGGCCAUUACACCGAAGGUGCUGAGUUGGUUGAUUCCGUCUUAGAUGUUGUUCGCAAAGAGGCGGAAUCUUGUGACUGUCUUCAGGGUUUUCAGCUCACUCACUCUCUUGGAGGAGGUACUGGUUCCGGAAUGGGGACACUGCUUAUUUCUAAAAUCCGUGAAGAGUAUCCAGACCGUAUUAUGAAUACCUUCUCAGUCGUUCCAUCGCCUAAAGUAUCUGAUACUGUUGUAGAGCCGUACAACGCAACUCUUUCAGUUCACCAGCUUGUAGAAAACACUGACGAAACAUAUUGCAUUGAUAACGAAGCGCUGUAUGACAUAUGCUUCCGAACUUUAAAGCUCACCACUCCAACAUAUGGUGACCUAAAUCACUUGGUAAGUGCGACCAUGUCAGGUGUUACGACAUGUCUUCGAUUCCCCGGCCAGCUGAAUGCUGAUUUAAGGAAAUUAGCUGUAAACAUGGUACCAUUCCCACGUCUACACUUUUUCAUGCCUGGAUUCGCUCCUCUUACUAGCCGUGGUAGCCAGCAGUAUCGUUCCCUUACGGUACCUGAAUUAACUCAACAAAUGUUUGAUGCGAAGAAUAUGAUGGCCGCUUGCGAUCCACGCCAUGGACGAUAUCUAACAGUUGCCGCAAUGUUUAGAGGGCGCAUGUCAAUGAAAGAAGUUGAUGAGCAAAUGCUUAACGUUCAGAACAAAAAUUCGAGCUAUUUCGUCGAAUGGAUACCUAAUAACGUCAAGACAGCUGUGUGUGACAUUCCACCAAGAGGUUUGAAAAUGUCCGUCACUUUCAUCGGGAACAGUACGGCUAUUCAGGAGUUAUUCAAGCGUGUUAGCGAGCAGUUCACUGCUAUGUUCCGACGCAAGGCUUUUUUGCAUUGGUAUACAGGUGAAGGUAUGGAUGAGAUGGAGUUCACAGAGGCAGAAUCAAAUAUGAAUGAUCUCGUCAGCGAGUAUCAACAGUAUCAAGAUGCAACAGCCGAAGAGGAAGGGGAUUUCGAGGAAGUAGAAAACGAAGUAGCAUGA
Molecule: messenger RNA, 1335 nt
Organism: Schistosoma curassoni
Lineage: Eukaryota; Metazoa; Platyhelminthes; Trematoda; Strigeidida; Schistosomatidae
Source: the annotation of a GenBank genome assembly